Messenger RNA from Malassezia pachydermatis, 1227 nucleotides. RefSeq names its product ran protein binding protein. The coding region runs from base 1 to 1227 and encodes 408 amino acids. The record is from RefSeq and is a predicted model, not a curated record. Gene Ontology annotation, cellular component: Ubp3-Bre5 deubiquitination complex; cytosol; ribonucleoprotein complex. Gene Ontology annotation, biological process: ribophagy; protein deubiquitination. The transcript is spliced from 2 exons. Gene Ontology annotation, molecular function: mRNA binding. NCBI's taxonomy places the organism in Eukaryota, Fungi, Basidiomycota, Malasseziomycetes, Malasseziales, Malasseziaceae.
AUGUCCCAAUCUACUGCUGCUCCCAACAAGGCCGCCGAGGUCGGAUGGCUCUUUGUGCCGCAGUACUAUACGUUGAUGAACAGCGAUCCGUCGCGCCUUCAUUGCUUCUACACGAAGAAGAGCACCAUGGUCCAUGCAUCAGAAAAUGAAGACGCGACGCCCAAUGUCGGUCAGCAGGAUAUUCAUGCCAAGAUCGAGUCGCUGGGUUUCGAGAACACCAAGGUGUAUGUCUCGAAUGUCGACAGCCAGUCGUCGGCGGACGGUGGGAUCGUGAUCCAGGUGCUGGGCGAGAUGUCGAACAAGAACGGCCCGUGGCGUCGGUUCGUGCAGACGUUUUUCCUGGCCGAGCAGCCGAACGGUUACUAUGUACUGAACGAUAUCUUCCGCUACCUCAAGGACGAGUCGGAGGACGUGGAGCCUACCGAGGCAGAGCCUGUGGCCGUGGCCGAAGGCGCUGCGCCGCCUGCGGACGUGCCGGUACCGAGCGUGAAGGAGGAGGUGCCGUCCGGUGUGAAGGAGCCUGUGCCCACGCCGGCUGUCAAGAGCGAGGCGCCGAUCUCCAGUGCCAUUCCCUCGGAAGACGUCAGCAAAGCUGUGGAGGUGGCCGCGGCCGCUACGGACUCGACUGCUAGCGCGCCUGCCGCCGCGAAGGGCACCAAGGGCCACCAUGCCAAGACGGAGACUUCGGCGCCGGCCAAGCCCGCGGCGCCCAAGACGUGGGCGAACCUCGCUGCGAGCGGCGCCAACCGCUGGGGCACCGCGGCCAGUGCCUCGGAGGCGUCGUCGUCGUCGCCCUCCUCUACCGCUGCUGCUACUGCUGCUGCUGCGCCGGCCAAGUCGGCCGCUACGUCAGGCAAGGGCGGCAAGGCGGGGGCGGCGUCCCACGGCCCCCACCAUGGCGCGGCGACCGGCCAUGUGUUUGUGAAGAACGUGCCUGUGCCUCAGGUCUCGCAGGAUGAGCUGCGCAAGGCGCUGGAGACGCAGUUCGGCCCUAUGAAAGAGUGCCAGCUGAACACGACCAAGGGCUUUGCGUUUGUCGAGUUCACGCAGCCGGACGCUGCACGUCGCGCUGUGGCGGCCAGCAACGAGCAGGGCGUCAAGGUCGGCCAGGCUACAAUCGUGAUUGAGAAGCGCCGCCCUACAGCCGAGCGGGGUCAUCACCAUGGCCGGGGCGGCAGUGGCCGUGGCAGCGGCCGUGGCGGUCAGCACCACCAGACUCAUGCAUAA